AUGAAUAUUUUGCCGCAUUUUGGACAUGAUGGUAUUGACAUAAGCCCUAUCUCCUUCUCGUUAUUCUACACCCUCUCGCCAUUCCAGAAACUCUUCUUGUUCAAGUUCUCGCCAUUCUACACCUUCUUCUCAAUCAUUGCGCUCAUUAUAUUCCAACUUGAAUCAUUUUCCAAGUCAUCACUACUCCAAUACAGCACUAGCACACUGCUGCACCUGUCCUCACAAUCAACAACCUCCGAAUCAUUACCAUCUCGAUCGGCAUGCUUAAUAAAAGAGGAGGACGGCUUUACAGGAGGAGUGCAGCUUGAGUUUGAUUGUGCCUCAUUCUACCAAGCCGACGAAGAGGACGACCACUCUGACCUGGCCCUCGAGGCAGCUAAAUCAAGAUGCAAAGUGUGCCAGGCUCAAAAUGCCCUGGCGGAUUGCACCCUAGAGCAUCAUAUGGUACUUGUGGACCUCUACCGCCAUCGUGUUGAAGCUGCAAAUAUGUGUCUAUUAACGGCCGACCUCAACGUAGGGCGUAUGCAUAUAGAGAGGAAAAAAAGUGGUAUUUCAACAUUUGUGGGUUCAAGUCCUCAAUGUGGUACAGCCUGA
This is a messenger RNA of Suillus discolor, 594 nucleotides long. RefSeq lists its product as uncharacterized. NCBI's taxonomy places the organism in Eukaryota, Fungi, Basidiomycota, Agaricomycetes, Boletales, Suillaceae. The transcript has 3 exons. Bases 1 to 594 code for a protein of 197 amino acids. The record is from RefSeq and is a predicted model, not a curated record.